AUGCGGCCCUCAGAUAUUUGGAAGGCGCAUGCAGGUUCAUCACAGUCAGAGGGUUCAGUGCUGGAUAUGGAGAGAAACGAAUGCAGCCAUAAUUGUUGUCCAUCUCCUCUCCAACCAAUUGCCUCAGCUGGUCAGCACUCUGAAAGCAGCGCUGCAUACUUUUCUUGGCCUACAUCUACUCUAAUGCACGGCUCAGCUGAAGGCCGCGCUAAUUACUUUGGGAAUCUACAGAAGGGUGUACUACCAGGACAUCUUGGUUGCUUGCCAAAGGGGCAGCAAGCCACCACCUUACUUGAUUUGAUGAUUAUAAGAGCCUUCCACAGCAAGAUCCUGCGCCGCUUUAGUCUUGGUACAGCAAUAGGCUUCAGAAUCAGGAAAGGGACAUUGACUGACACACCUGCCAUCCUUGUAUUUGUUGCUCGGAAGGUUCACAGGAAGUGGCUCAGCACUACACAAUGUCUUCCAGCUGCCCUUGAGGGACCUGGGGGUGUGUGGUGUGAUGUUGAUGUUGUUGAAUUUUCUUAUUAUGGUGCACCGGCCCCAACACCAAAGGAACAAUUGUAUGACGAGCUUGUCGAUGGUCUGCGUGGUAGUGACCCAAUUAUAGGCUCAGGUUCACAGGUAGCUAGUCUUGAGACAUACGGGACUUUGGGUGCCAUUGUGAAGAGUCAAACUGGCAAUAAACAAGUAGGGUUCCUUACGAACAGGCAUGUUGCGGUUGAUCUGGAUUAUCCUAAUCAGAAGAUGUUCCAUCCACUGCCUCCUAAUCUUGGACCUGGAGUUUACCUAGGUGCCGUUGAAAGAGCAACAUCAUUUAUAACAGAUGAUGUUUGGUACGGGAUCUAUGCUGGAAUGAACCCAGAAACUUUUGUCAGAGCUGAUGGUGCAUUUAUACCAUUUGCUGAUGACUUUGACAUUACUAGUGUCAGCACCUCGGUUAAAGGAGUUGGAAUCAUUGGUGAUGUAAAGGCAAUUGAUCUUCAGUCCCCAAUUGGCAGUCUCAUUGGGAGACAAGUUGUCAAAGUUGGAAGAAGCUCUGGUAUGACAACAGGGACUGUUGUGGCAUAUGCUCUUGAGUACAAUGAUGAGAAGGGAAUAUGCUUCUUCACUGACUUUCUUGUUGUUGGGGAGAACCAACAAACAUUUGAUCUUGAGGGGGAUAGUGGAAGCCUUAUAAUUUUGACAGGACAAGAUGGUGAGAAGCCGCAGCCUAUAGGGAUUAUAUGGGGUGGUACAGCUAAUCGAGGAAGGUUGAAGCUAAAAAGUGGUCAGGGUCCAGAGAACUGGACAAGUGGAGUUGAUCUUGGCCGCCUCCUUGAUCUCUUGGAGCUUGAUCUAAUCACAACAAGUGAAGGGCUACAAGAGGCCCUGAAAGAACAAAGAAUUACUCUAGCUGCUGCGGCAGUGGCGGCUAAUUCCACUGCCACAGAAUCACUUGUUGCUGUCCCUCAAGAAAAUGAUAAAGUUGACAAAAUUUAUGAGCCUCUUGGAGUCAACAUCCAGCAACUUCCCCGAGACAGUUCUGCCACCUCGACGGAACAACCCUUUGGUCCAAAUGAGAAUGUCGAAGAGCGCCAGUUCAUCCCGAACCUCAUUGGUAUGUCUCCAAUUCGCGAUGGUCAAGAGAGCAACGGCGAGCUGAAUAACCUGACGGACCUGGAGAAUUCACCCGAUGACAUUUGUGUUUCUCUGCAUCUGGGAGAGCGGAAACCAAAGCGACUCCGCUCUGAUUCGACGCUGGACAUAGACUUGCAGAAAUGAGAGUACUUUGCGGUGAACCUGUUGCGGUAUGCUGCUCAUUAUUCCAUCAUCCAGCUUUUGUGAAUCAUUGAAGGGAAUUUGUGCUCACAAAGGAAAUAAUCUAUUUCUGGAUUACUGGGCUUGUUCUGCUUGGAGCGAGUUCAGUUGGGAAGCUCCUGAAGCUGGUUGCUCCUGCAGUUUUGCGUCUAGUGUCUAGUAUGCAGUCCUUCCGUAAGAUGCGGGCAACUCAGUUAGAUCGAGGUGCCUUGUUCCUUGUCCAUGUCAUCUUAUCAUUUAUUGUAUGCUUUGUGUAGUGUAUGUACUACACAAUGCAUUGUAAAAUUGAGCAACAGCAACAAGAGCCUGAGGAGCUUAGGCGCUAGCAUUGUAACUGCAACCAGAUGGAUUGCAAUAAAGCUGAACUUUUUAGGAACUAAA
Molecule: messenger RNA, 2178 nt
Organism: Phragmites australis (common reed)
Lineage: Eukaryota; Viridiplantae; Streptophyta; Magnoliopsida; Poales; Poaceae
Product: protein NARROW LEAF 1-like
Exons: 5
Coding region: 1-1761 (586 amino acids)
Source: RefSeq, a predicted model, not a curated record